UACAGGCCGAAAGCCACCACUGCAAGUCCGCAACUGCCCUUGGACUUGGAGCCUCCUUCCCACUACCUCACCCUCAACCCCUACCAAACUAACACAGCCCCCCCCCCCCCCACCCCCAUAACUUCUCCUCCUCCUGUUCUUGGCCCCAACUCCGAGCUACCAUUCUCCGUCGAUCUCCUCCGCGAGAGCUAGCUCGCCCAUGGCCUCGGGCUCAAACCCGGACAGCAUGGACACCGACCCUCCCGGCGGCCUCUCCAUCUCCGUGGAGCGCAACCCGCCGGAGUCGCGCCUGCUCCAGCUCGGCGUCAAGUCCUGGCCCAAGUGGGGUUGCCCGCCAGGGAAGUUCCCGGUGAAGUUCGACGCGCGGCAGACGUGCUACCUGCUCAAGGGCAAGGUGCGGGCGCACAUCAAGGGCUCGUCGGAGUGCGUGGAGUUUGGCGCCGGCGACCUCGUCGUCUUCCCCAAGGGGCUCAGCUGCACCUGGGACGUCGCCGCCGCCGUCGACAAGUACUACAAGUUCGACUCGUCCUGAUUCCGAUCAUAUCGCUCGUGCUCGAUAGAUUUCGCUGAUUGAUCCGCUAGCUAGCUUAUUGAUUGGGCUGUUUAAUCCUGCUGCUAAUUUGCUUACGUAGUUUGUAUCUAUUUCUAUUUCUUUAGGAUAGGACUUGUCUAUUUCUAAUUUGUCCUCUCUAUUGUGUAAAAAGAAAAAAAAAUGGAGUGCAGGGCAUCUAGCCCCUGCGUAGGCCAGUCGUUAUUCAUCCAGGAACUGAAAAAAAAAGGGUCAAUGCAGGGGCUGUUCAAAGUAUUCUUCUUUAUUCCUCGCAAUCCAUUUUGAUUAUUUUUUUCUUUGGCCAAGGCCCUUGGACUACGCUGUCUCUUCUCUUUUUCCUUUUUCGCUUCUCCUUUUUCUGUGCUUUUUCCCAGACUUAACACUGACCAUUUGGAAUACAGCCAUUAACACUACCACCAUUUAGGUAGUGUUUGGUUCUUGAA
Molecule: messenger RNA, 993 nt
Organism: Phragmites australis (common reed)
Lineage: Eukaryota; Viridiplantae; Streptophyta; Magnoliopsida; Poales; Poaceae
Exons: 2
Coding region: 200-532 (110 amino acids)
Source: RefSeq, a predicted model, not a curated record